GUAAACAAUAAUAUUUUCAUAAAACCCUAUAGUGCAAGUAAAAAAUUUAAAAUUCUCUAUACACCGAUGUAACUUCGACGUAUACAUACCGUGUUUAGGUAUUUUGGAACUGUUGAUAAAAGUGUAUUUCUCAAUGGAGGAAUGAUGUUCCAGAAUUAUCACAUAUAGGGAAAUGCUGCUGCCAUAUUUCUCUACCUAAAGAUUCAUUAUAAACUUAAAGUUGCUGAUCAAAUAUAAAUUUGUGUUUGUCAUCAAUCUCCUACUGUUCAAUCCAGUUAAUAAAGUUCAACCGCAGUAAUAUGUACAUUCGUCUAAACCCUUCAAUAUGGAUGAACUUGCUUAUACAUGCCGAGCUUGUACAAAAGAAUUAAAUUCACACAAAAAUUUAAAUGCAAUGAAUAAAGUUCACAUUUUCGAAACACCGGAUAUCGCAAAGAAAUUUGCCAGCUGUAUCUCGGUAGAGAUAUCUCUUGGAGACGAAUAUCCAAAAUUUUUAUGCGAAUGUUGUUAUCAGAAGGUUAAUGAUUUCUAUGAGUUUCGAGAAAUGUGUAGAGAAACAAUUCAACAUUUUGAAAAGCUGAUAUUGAUUAAGAAAUCAUUGCUUUCAGAGGACGAAGUCCCCAUAUUAGUAUUGGAAGAUCCGUCGAGAAGCCUUACUCGAGUGAACGAACUAAAUCAUCUUGCUAGCCCUGUAAAAUAUAAAGAUAAUUUGGAAAAGCAAAUUUCAAUUACUUCUGAUGAUUGUAAUAAGAAAUAUGAAAUAGAAAAUGCAGAAUACUAUGGACAAGAAAUGUCAACACCAAACAUGCAUGGUAAUAAUGAAGACAACUGUUAUUCUGAUGUUGUGGAUAACCUCAGCAACAAUUCUUCUCUUAAUGAAAACUGUAAAAGUUACGAAAAUGUUGAUAAAAUUAAAUUAAAUAGUAUUAGAAGGGUGCAAUCAGAAAAAACGAAUCUAAAAAAAUUGCCUGACUGCGAAAUGAAAGUAACUUACCGUUGUGAUAUCUGCCCGUCACGAUUCUUUGUUGAACAUCGUCUCAUUGCGCACAAACGCGAACAUGAAGGCCUUAUGCCGUAUCCUUGUUCGCAAGAGGAUUGCACCAAAGCAUUUAAUCGUAGAAGCGCAUUGGCAAGGCAUCUUAGACAGCAUGAGGGAUAUAGUUUUCAGUACGCUUGCGAUCAAGACGGUUGUGACAAAGUAUAUAAGCACAAGCCAACAUUAGUGAUGCAUCAGCGCAAAUAUCAUAAAUUGGGACCGGAGUUGAAAACGCACAUUUGUGAGAUUUGUGGCAAAGUAUUUAAAACGACCACAAUGCUAAACGAUCAUCAUUACACGCACAAGGACAAAUCUGAACGUCCCUACGCUUGCGACCAGCCGAAUUGCAUGCGUCGAUUCGCAAAUAAGGAUAAGCUAAAGGUGCAUCUUAUGCGACAUGCCGGAAUUAAGAACUAUGUGUGUCCACAUUGUGGCAUGCGAAAAACCACAAUGAACGAGUUGAAGGUGCAUAUUAAUUAUCAUACGCUGGAACGUACAUGGCCAUGUCGGUUUUGCACACACAUUUGUAAUAGCUCAGGCAAUUUAAAAACACAUGUACGCACUGUGCAUGAGCGUGCCAAAGAUUAUGCAUGCCGCUAUUGUGAGCGAACUUUUGCUAAGCCGGACACGCGCAAGUACCAUGAAAUGACCCACACGGGCGAGAAACCGAAUGAAUGUCCGGAAUGUGGUAAACGCUUUUUACAACCAGCAGCAUUGCGCACGCAUCGAAAGAUUCAUCAGCGACAAGUUGUGCAUAGUUCAAAAGCGAAAAAAAGUGAAAAGCAGAAAUCUGCGCAAGAAACUGUACUCAAAAAUGCAGAAAAUUCAGAAUAUUAAGCAAAGUGUUGUAAUAAUUUUUUACUCAAUCGGCACGAUGCAACAUC
Molecule: messenger RNA, 1920 nt
Organism: Bactrocera latifrons
Lineage: Eukaryota; Metazoa; Arthropoda; Insecta; Diptera; Tephritidae
Product: zinc finger protein 658B-like
Exons: 2
Coding region: 326-1873 (515 amino acids)
Biological process (GO): regulation of DNA-templated transcription
Cellular component (GO): nucleus
Molecular function (GO): DNA-binding transcription factor activity, RNA polymerase II-specific; RNA polymerase II cis-regulatory region sequence-specific DNA binding; zinc ion binding
Source: RefSeq, a predicted model, not a curated record